Messenger RNA from Lymnaea stagnalis (great pond snail), 342 nucleotides. The record is from the annotation of a GenBank genome assembly. Lineage: Eukaryota; Metazoa; Mollusca; Gastropoda; Lymnaeidae.
CUCAGCACCGAGUUCGGAACUCUAGGACUUCUCUACGUCACACCAGAAGCGAGAGGCCAAGGGAUAUCGAAAGCCAUCUAUAGUCAACUGGCGAACAAAUUGUUCUCAGAAAAUUUACCGGCAGCCGUCACGGUCGUGCAUGACAAUGAAGUCUCCGUGAAGCUGCACGAGGGUUUAGGGUUCAGGGUCAAGUGUACCUUUGACAUACUGAAGUCUUUGCUGCCUCAUGAAUUGAACUUUUUAUAAAUGUUUUGAAUAUCUUGACAGUGUGUACGAUCAUAGUUGAUAUCAUACUCUGUACCCCCAUAAAUCCGUAAACAUUAAAUGCUAUUUAAGUCACAC